Messenger RNA from Symbiodinium natans, 795 nucleotides. The record is from the annotation of a GenBank genome assembly. NCBI's taxonomy places the organism in Eukaryota, Dinophyceae, Suessiales, Symbiodiniaceae.
AUGGAGUCGGUGGUGGCGGCAUCGGUGGUGGUGGAGUCGGCGGUGGAGGAGGUGGUGGAGUCGGCGGUGGCGGACUUGGCGGUGGUGGAGUCGGCGGUGGAGGAGUCGGCGGUGGUGGAGUCGGCGGUGGUGGAGUCGGCGGUGGUGGACUUGGCGGUGGUGGAAUCGGCGGUGGAGGAGUCGGCGGUGGUGGAGUCGGCGGUGGUGGACUUGGCGGUGGUGGAAUCGGUGGUGGAGGAGUCGGCGGCAACGGUGGUCGGGGCAUUGGUGGUGGCGGAGUCGGUGGUGGGGGCAUUGGUGGUGGUGGAGUCGGUGGCGGUGGAGUCGGCGGCGGUGGCAUCGGCGGUGGAGUCGGUGGCGGAGUCGGUGGCGGUGGCAUCGGCGGUGGAGUCGGUGGCAUCGGUGGUGGAGUCGGUGGUGGCGGAGUCGGUGGUGGGGGAUUUGGUGGUGGCGGCGUUGGUGGCGGUGGCGUUGGUGGCGGUGGAGUCGGUGGUGGCGGACUUGGCGGUGGAGGAGUCGGUGGUGGGGGAGUUGGUGGCGGCGGAUUUGGUGGCGGAGGUGGAGUCGGCGGUGGCGGUGGAGUCGGUGUUGGCGGAGUUGGCGGCGGUGGAAGAGUCGGCAGUUCAGCAAAGAGUGGCGGCGGAGGUGGUGGGGUCGGUGGAGGUGGCAGAGGUCGUGGCAGAAGCGGCGGAGGUGGAUUCGGCGGAAUGCAUGGUGGCAGAGGCGGCGGCGGUGGAGCCGGCCCAGGAGCAUUCGGCGGAUUCCGCGUGCCUGGCGGCACGCUCCCCUCGGUGA